GGCGAUGGCGAGCCCGCCGCUGCCCGGGCCCCCGGGGCCGGCGGGCGGCGACGGCCCCAACCUCAACAACAACAACAACAACAACCACAGCGUGCGCAAGUGCGGCUACCUGCGCAAGCAGAAGCACGGCCACAAGCGCUUCUUCGUGCUGCGCGGGCCCGGCGACGAGGCGGCGGCGACGGCGGGCGGGGUCCCGGCGCCGCAGCCGCCGCGGCUCGAGUACUACGAGAGCGAGAAGAAGUGGCGGAGCAAGGCGGGCGCCCCGAAGCGGGUCAUCGCGCUCGACUGCUGCCUCAACAUCAACAAGCGCGCCGACGCCAAGCACAAGUACCUGAUCGCGCUCUACACCAGGGACGAGUACUUCGCGGUGGCGGCGGAGAACGAGCAGGAGCAGGAGGGCUGGUACCGCGCGCUCACCGACCUGCUCAGCGAGGGCCGCGCGGGCGACGCGCCCCCCGCCCCCGCCCCCGCCAACGCCGCCGCGUCCUGCAGCGCCUCGCUGCCCGGCGCCCUGGGUGGCUCGGCCGGCGCCGCCGCGGCCGACGACAGCUACGGGCUGGUGGCGCCCGCCACGGCCGCCUACCGCGAGGUGUGGCAGGUGAACCUGAAGCCCAAGGGCCUGGGCCAGAGCAAGAACCUGACGGGCGUGUACCGCCUGUGCCUGUCGGCGCGCACCAUCGGCUUCGUGAAGCUCAACUGCGAGCAGCCGUCGGUGACGCUGCAGCUCAUGAACAUCCGCCGCUGCGGCCACUCGGACAGCUUCUUCUUCAUCGAGGUGGGCCGCUCGGCGGUCACGGGCCCCGGGGAGCUGUGGAUGCAGGCCGACGACUCGGUGGUGGCGCAGAACAUCCACGAGACCAUCCUGGAGGCCAUGAAGGCGCUCAAGGAGCUCUUCGAGUUCCGGCCCCGCAGCAAGAGCCAGUCGUCGGGCUCGUCCUCCACGCACCCCAUCAGCGUCCCCGGCGCGCGCCGCCACCACCACCUGGUCAACCUGCCCCCGAGCCAGACGGGCCUGGUGCGCCGCUCGCGCACCGACAGCCUGGCCGCCACCCCGCCGGCCGCCAAGUGCAGCUCGUGCCGGGUGCGCACGGCCAGCGAGGGCGACGGCGGCGCGGGCGCGGGGGCGGCGGGCGCGGGGGCCAGGCCGGUGUCGGUGGCCGGGAGCCCCCUGAGCCCCGGGCCGGUGCGCGCGCCCCUGAGCCGCUCGCACACCCUGAGCGGCGGCUGCGGCGGGCGCGCGAGCAAGGUGGCGCCGGCGCCGGCAGGGGGUGCCCUGCAGCACAGCCGCUCCAUGUCCAUGCCCGUGGCGCACUCGCCCCCGGCCGCCACCAGCCCCGGCAGCCUGUCGUCCAGCAGCGGGCACGGCUCCGGCUCCUACCCGCCGCCCCCGGGCCCGCACCCGCCCCUGCAGCACCCCCUGCACCACGCCGCGAGCCAGCGCCCGUCCAGCGGCAGCGCGUCGGCCUCGGGCUCCCCCAGCGACCCCGGCUUCAUGUCGCUGGACGAGUAUGGCUCCAGCCCCGGCGACCUGAGAGCCUUCUGCAGCCACCGGAGCAACACGCCCGAGUCCAUCGCCGAGACGCCGCCGGCCAGGGACGGCGGCGGGGGCGAGCUGUACGGGUACAUGACCAUGGACAGGCCCCUGAGCCACUGCGGCCGCCCCUACCGCAGAGUGUCCGGGGAUGGCGCCCAGGACCUGGACCGGGGGCUGAGGAAGAGGACUUACUCCCUGACCACCCCUGCCCGGCAGCGGCCGGUGCCCCAGCCCUCCUCCGCGUCCCUGGAUGAGUAUACCCUGAUGCGGGCCACCUUCUCCGGCAGCUCCGGCCGCCUCUGCCCGUCCUGCCCCGCGUCCUCUCCCAAAGUGGCGUACAACCCGUAUCCCGAGGACUACGGCGACGUCGAGAUCGGGUCCCACCGCAGCUCCAGCAGCAACCUCGGUGCCGACGACGGGUACAUGCCCAUGACCCCCGGCGUGGCCCUCAUGGGCGGGGGCGGUGGCAGCUGUAAGAGUGACGACUACAUGCCCAUGAGCCCCACCAGCGUGUCGGCCCCCAAGCAGAUCCUGCAACCGCGGGCCUCCGCCGCCGCCCUGCCCCCCACGGGGGCUGCAGUGCCAGCGCCCGCCCCGUCGGCCGGCAGGGCCUUCGCGGCCAGUGGCAGCGGCGUUAGCUACAAGGCGAGCUCCCCAGCCGAGAGCUCCCCCGAGGACAGCGGGUACAUGCGCAUGUGGUGUGGUUCCAAGCUGUCCAUGGAGAGCGCCGACAGCAAGCUGCUACCCAACGGGGACUACCUCAAUAUGUCCCCCAGCGACGCGGGUACCUCGGGGACUCCUCCGGACUUCUUUUCGGCCGCCUUGCAUGGCAGUGGGGAGAUGCUCAGGGGAGUGCCUGGCUACUGCUACAGCUCCCUGCCGCGCUCCUACAAGGCGCCCUACACGUGCAACGGGGACAACAACGACCAGUACGUGCUCAUGAGCUCCCCCGUGGGGCGCAUCCUGGAAGAGGAGAGGCUGGAGCCGCCCGCCAGCCCGGGGCCCACGGCCGGCGGCGCCUUCGCGGGGGCGGGCGGCCACACCCAGCCCCCCCACCCAGCAGUGCCUUCGCCCGGCAGGCCCGGUGGCAGCAGCGCUGGCCGCCCCGACGGCUUCCUGACCCAGCGCUGCCGGGCAGUGCGGCCCACGCGCCUGUCCCUGGAGGGGCUGCAGACGCUGCCCAGCAUGCACGAGUACCCUCUGCCGCCCGAGCCCAAGAGCCCCGGCGAGUACAUCAACAUUGACUUCGGCGAGGCCGGGGCCCGCCUCUCCCCGCCCGCGCCCCCGCUGCUGGCCUCGGCGGCCUCGUCGUGCUCGCUGCUGUCCGCCAGCAGCCCGGCCUCCUCCCUGGGCUCGGGCACCCCGGGCACCAGCAGCGACAGCAGGCAGCGCUCCCCGCUCUCCGACUACAUGAACCUCGACUUCAGCUCGCCCAAGUCGCCCAAGCCCGGCGCGCAGAGCGGGGACCCCGUGGGCUCCCUGGACGCCCUCCUGUCCCCCGAGGCCGCCUCGCCCUACCCGCCGCUGCCCCCUCGCCCCGCCGCCCCCGCGGCCUCCCUGCAGCUGCAGCCGCCCCCGCCGCCGCCCCCGGGGGAGCUGUACCGCCUACCCCCGGCCGCCCCGUCGCAGGGCCCCGGCGCGGCCUCCUCCUCUUCCUCGGAGCCCGGGGACAAUGGUGACUACACCGAGAUGGCCUUCGGCGUGGCUGCCACCCCGCCACAACCCAUCGCGGCGCCCCCGAAGCCAGAGGGCGCCCGCGUGACCAGCCCCACGUCCGGGGUGAAGAGGCUGAGCCUCAUGGACCAGGUGUCGGGAGUCGAGGCCUUCCUGCAGGCCAGCCAGCCCCCGGACCCGCACCGGGGCGCCAAGGUCAUCCGCGCCGACCCGCAGGGGGGCCGGCGCCGCCACAGCUCUGAGACCUUUGCCUCGACCACCACUGUGACCCCCGUGUCCCCCUCCUUCGCCCACAACCCCAAGCGCCACAACUCGGCCUCUGUGGAAAACGUGUCUCUCAGGAAAAGCAGCGAAGGGGGCAGCAGCGGCGUCCUGGGUGCCGGGGACGACCGCCCCACUUCCCCCCGCCAGCUGCAGCCGCCGCACCCCCAGCAGGCGCGCCCCUGGGGCCCAGGUCAGCCCGGGGGCUUGGUCGGCUGCCCUGGGGGCAGUGGCGCCCCAAUGCGCAGGGAGACCUCUGCCGGCUUCCAGAAUGGCCUCAACUACAUCGCCAUCGACGUGAGGGACGAGCCUGGGCUGUCACCCGCCCCGCAGCAGCAUCCGCAUCCGCAGCCCGGAGACAAGAGCGCCUGGGGCCGGACCCGCAGUCUCGGGGGCCUGAUCACCGCCGUGGGGAGCAGCGGCGGCGGUGGGGUGUGUGGGGGGCCCAGCCCCGGCGCCUUGCCCCCCGCCAACACCUAUGCCAGCAUUGACUUCCUGUCCCAUCACCUGAAGGAGGCCACCAUCGUGAAAGAUCCACUGUGUCUUGACCACCUGCUCUGGAGUGGCCAGGAAUUCAUCUCCUGCUCAGGACCUCAGGGAGAAAACGCAAGCUCUUAUUUUGGGGGAGACUUGGAAGUCGGAGGUGGAUUUUAGCAAACACCUGCUAUCCAAGGAACGUGGGCAUUUGGGUUUGGGUUCUCACACGCGCUCUCACUGGGACAGUGUUGAAAUAGCCAGGGCACAUCUCUUCCCGGGACAAAAUCUGGCCCCUGUUUCUGCUUUGGGGGAACUCUUCACCUAUUAAAGUUUUUAAAGGACAUAAAGCUUUUUUUUUUUUUUUUUUUUUU
Molecule: messenger RNA, 4317 nt
Organism: Canis lupus familiaris (dog)
Lineage: Eukaryota; Metazoa; Chordata; Mammalia; Carnivora; Canidae
Gene: IRS2
Product: insulin receptor substrate 2
Biological process (GO): insulin receptor signaling pathway
Cellular component (GO): cytosol; plasma membrane
Molecular function (GO): insulin receptor binding; phosphatidylinositol 3-kinase binding
Source: RefSeq, a predicted model, not a curated record